CAUCGCACGGUAGAGCCAUGGAUAUAUCAAGCUGUCUGCUGCUGGGUCUGGGAUUUAUUUCAAUGUCUAAUGUUGUGUUUACAAUCUGCAUCCCGCCAAAUCACUGCAUUGAUGAUAUGGAGGAGAGCGAUGUCAAAACACAAUUCGACUAUGUCCUGGGAAAAUAUGAGGAUCUGGAAAUGAAAGUGCCGGGCAAACCAGUUGGUUUGCAUGGCAAAGUGGUUACGCAUGGCGAGGCUGAGGAGCAGCACUUGGUGUUCCAGUACAUGGACAAUACACCGCAUGACAUCAUCCAGACGUGUGCGUUCGUGGUCAAGCGGACUCCCGGCGAGUGCGAGACCAUCCGGACCUAUUGCUCGGCCUUCCUGAGCCGCCUGCCACGCCCCUUGCUGGAGCGUCAGCCCAUUGCCGUUUGCGAGGAUGGGGUGCGGGUGGUGGAGGAGGAACCGGAAACGGAAGCGGAAGCGGAAGACGACCCCUAUGCGGAUGCUCAGGCUGAUCCGCAGCAGGACCAGCCGGAGACGACAACAGCCGAGCCGUCUAGCUCCAAAUUGAGGGAGUUCUACUGACCCACGUCACCGGUUGGUUUUUUAGUAUAUUAACUCUUUAACUGACAGUUCUAAAUUAAGUACAUAAGUAGGUGUCAUUUAUUUGAUUAAAUGAGAUUGAUUUAUGUGC
Drosophila rhopaloa is the source of this 678-nucleotide messenger RNA. RefSeq lists its product as uncharacterized. The transcript has 4 exons. NCBI's taxonomy places the organism in Eukaryota, Metazoa, Arthropoda, Insecta, Diptera, Drosophilidae. The record is from RefSeq and is a predicted model, not a curated record. Bases 18 to 569 code for a protein of 183 amino acids.